Messenger RNA from Prunus armeniaca (apricot), 1548 nucleotides. The record is from the annotation of a GenBank genome assembly. NCBI's taxonomy places the organism in Eukaryota, Viridiplantae, Streptophyta, Magnoliopsida, Rosales, Rosaceae.
AUGCCAUAUUUGAACCUUAAGAGCCUAGAAGAAAUAGCUUCCCCCCCUCCCCCCUCCUCUAAAAAAUUGUAUGAACCUAUCUUCAGUGGGUUUUUCAAUCUAGGUCACUUGAAAAGAAAAGGAAAAUAUGAUGCCCGCAAAGGCAGGCGCCAGGACUACCUGCUGCCUCUACAGCAGCUGCGCUCCCAUCUCCAUCCAACCACAAACCACCGGCGACGACGACCACGCCUCCUCCUCUUCGGCGGCGACGACCAGUCCUCCUCCUCCUCUCUCUCUUUCUCUCUCUCGCUCUCCCCCUUGUUUACUCUCUCGCUCACCCCCACACCCCACAGAGCCAAAGCGAGUGGAAGUGUUCUGAUGGAGGCACUUUUAGGUUUUAAGGAAGAAUCAACAGAUUAUGACCAACUUGUGAUAUCAAAGCCGUCGUCAUCAGCAUCCUACAGCUACAAAUUAGUGCCGUGGUUGAGCUGGGACGAGUGGCUUUUCGUCGACGAAUCUCUCUUUUCGAAUUCACCUGAAUCUGUGGCCUCCGCUUUAAGAAGAAUAUCAGCAUGGAGAAGCAGAGGUUGUCUUCCUGUUGUAAUUGAAGUUACGGCAUCGAUUAUCGAAAUUCAUCAAAAAGAUCCUCACUUUAGAAAGGACCAGUCAAAUGAUGCUUUGGAUAAUUGCAGAGCAGAUCAAUCAAGUGAUGCUUCACUUUCAGACGAAAUGUUGGCCAUGUUAUAUUGUAUGGCAAUCAUGAGGCUUGUGAAUGGUGUUGUUGAGAAGACACGGAAGAAAACAGAGGUUUCAAUUGCUGUGGCUGCUGAUGCAAUUGGCAUUCCACGUACACUGAUUGAUAUUCGUCAUGAGGGAUCUCACCGUGAACUUCCUGCACUGGAGGUUGUUCGUAGUGCUUCAGUUAAGGCCCUUGAUUGGUUGAAGUACUACUACUGGGAGCCUCAGAAGAAGGCAAUUCCAUUUCAUGGUAAUGAGACUGCUGACAUCAGAACUGAGAUAAGGUCGAAAUUCCAUGAAUUGGCUUUCUGCUUAAGAGUUAAGAACACUCCUCCGUCACUUUCUUCAAAAGUCAAGGAAAAACGUGGUUCUAAGAAAGACCUUACCAAGAUAUUGAAAAGUCUUGUAGGGUUGUAUGCUUCCUUCUCCUCAGAAGUUGUUUCUAUACUGUUGGAGAUCUUGUUGAAUGCUAUAAAUAUCUCAGAGUCCUCGAAGCUUCCAGUAAACACCCAAAAUGGCCCGAGCCUACAUAUUUCAUUGAAUGAGUGGAAGCUUGUGAUAACAAAAUUUUCAAAUAAGGAACCAGAGUUACUUCUGGCUCUCCUGAAUGCAGCUCUUGAUAUGAUUGAGACUCAGGAAGCAGUGCUAUUUGAGACAGGAGGGGUUCGCACAUCAUCAGACAGGACAGAGAUACUUCAAGUUGAACACCUCUCUUCUCUGUUUAAGUGGCUGGUUGGGAAUUUUGAAGGAUUAAAGCCUCAUCUUGAAAAGAUUCCGCACUUGAGAUCAAAGUUUCUUCAGGAGAAAAAACGAUAUCAAAAGCAAUUCUGA